Argiope bruennichi is the source of this 1885-nucleotide messenger RNA. RefSeq names its product germinal-center associated nuclear protein-like. Gene Ontology annotation, cellular component: nucleus; spindle; centrosome. Gene Ontology annotation, biological process: centrosome duplication; spindle assembly. Lineage: Eukaryota; Metazoa; Arthropoda; Arachnida; Araneae; Araneidae. The transcript has a single exon. Bases 766 to 1785 code for a protein of 339 amino acids. The record is from RefSeq and is a predicted model, not a curated record.
UUCCAAUGGAGGCAAUGUCGUCAGAAGAAUGUAAAUAUGGAUUUACCACUAGACUUUUCAACUUUAUCAAAAAGUUAUAUUAAUUUAUAAUUCUGAAAUAUAAAAAAAAUUACUUAAAUGUAGCACAUUUGUUAAGCAAAAUGUUAGUUAUUGACCCGGUAACUUUUACCAUAGCUAUGAUGACAUUUUAAGAAGAUUUUGAAUGGCAAUGGCAACUCCGAUUUGUUAUGAAUCUGGAUUCUGGUAUGGAUAACAAACAGAGAUGAUACAGCUGGUUAGAUAGUUAAGUGACUGAAACUUCAAUUUCUUUUUGUGUGCGUACGAUUUCUCGUGUCUAUUGUUAAAACUUUUUUGCUCUCUACAUCUGAAAACAGGGGAUAACAGCCAUUCAUGCUGAAAAACCCAAUAUCGUACUUCUUUCAAGUUUUAGUUGUUAUUGUUUUCAUGUUAAAAGUUUCGGUUUCUAAAUGCGUUUGGAAAGUAGGCAAUAAUGACUAAUGUUUUUAAAUUGGAUGCCCGAAAACUCUGUUAUAAAAUGUAUACAUAUUAAAAUAAUAACUAAUUCGUUAAAAUGUUUUUUUUUUUUUUAUUAAACUUGCCUGAAAAAUUGGCUUUAUAUGAAACAAAAUAUGAUCAUAAAAUCAAUAGAAAUAUAAAAUUGUUAAAAUACUGUUGAUCAGUUUUCUUGCUUUAUUUUCAGAAAAACUCACAGUAUAAUCUAACCUUUUUCCUUGAAUACUUUUGGUAAACAUUUUCAUUAAUGAAAUGGCAAGUUCAGAUCGGGUUGUCGGUACCUGCAAUGAGAUGUGUUCCGAAAGAGAAAUCAAAUGGCGAGAACGGAAUGGUUUAUUACAUUAUUUUGAAAUUAAUAGUGCUGUGAAACCAGAAAUAAAAGCAGAUCCCACGAAAGUUGUAAAACAGUUUUCUAGAUCUGCAGCUGGCAAACAGUUACUGUCACCUUCAGAUUUAAGACCUUCACCAGUUUUACUCAAAACAAUAGAUUAUUUAGUUGAAAAAAUUGUACCAAGAACAGAUCUACCAUGGGUUGCUAUUUAUGAUUUUGUUAACGAUCGGAUACAAGCUAUUCGCCAAGAUAUGACUAUACAGAUGAUUGAAGACAACAAUGCUGUUGAAAUAUUAGAAAAAUGUGUUCGCUUUUACAUAACUGCAAGUUAUAUCUUAUGUGAAGAACCCAGCAAUAAAUUUGAUCAACAUCUUAACAGUCAACAACUUAGUAUCUGCCUUGAAAGAUUAUUUACGUUGUACCACAAGUUUAAAAGUAAAAACAUGAGUGAAUUUAUAGCUAUAUAUUUUGUUGAGAAUGUAGCAUAUUCUGAAACAUAUUAUCGUUCUGUUUCUGUGUUUUCAGAUUAUUUAAAGAGUUAUGAUGUUAAAAUUUGUAUUCAGAUAUGUACAGCCUAUACAAAUGGAAAUUUUAUACGAUUUUUCAAACUUGUAAAAAAGUUACCAAUAAUUAUUUUAUUAUGUCUUUUUCAUUUAUUUUCCUCUAUCCAUAUAAGUGCAUUAGAGACUUUAAAUGUUGCCUUUAGUUCAAAUGUCUGCAAUUUUCCUAUCAGUACUCUGUGCUCCUGGCUUUCUGUGACUGAUAAAGAGCACUUGUUGCAACUUUGCCAGAAUUGUGGCAUAAAAAUUGAUAAUUCAAAUGUAUGCUUUAAUAAAAAAUUAUUCAACAGAGCUUCCACCUUACCAUUUAAAAAAGAAGCAUUUAUUGAUGAAAAACUGAAGAAAAUCUCCUUGUCAAAAUUGAUUAAUGGAUUAAGUUAAUCUAUUGAAUAUUUUAUCUCUUUUUGAAAAUAUCUUUUUAUAUCAUUGUAAAAAUGAUGUACUUUUAUAGAAUUUUAUGAUGACAUUUAAUUUUUUUUAA